Messenger RNA from Linum trigynum, 1524 nucleotides. The record is from the annotation of a GenBank genome assembly. NCBI's taxonomy places the organism in Eukaryota, Viridiplantae, Streptophyta, Magnoliopsida, Malpighiales, Linaceae.
AUGGGCAGCUCAUUUAAUUCCCAGAUUUUAGUGGAGAAGCUCGCCAAGCUCAAUAAUUCUCAAGCAAGCAUAGAGACUUUAUCACAUUGGUGCAUAUUUCACAUGCAUAAAGCAAAACAUGUCGUUGAAACAUGGGCUAGACAAUUCCAUUCUGCUCCACGUGAUCAGCGAGUAGCUUUUCUGUAUCUCGCAAAUGAUAUACUACAAAAUAGUCGUCGAAAGGGCUCAGAGUUUGUUGGCGAAUUCUGGAAGGUUCUUCCAGAAGCUCUUCGUGAUACAAUAGAUCAUGGCGAUGAGUUUGGAAGAAAUGUUGCAAUGCGAUUGAUUGGAAUUUGGGAAGAACGUAAAGUUUUUGGUUCUAGGGGACAAGUUUUGAAGGAAGAGCUUCUUGGAAGACAGCUGGAAAGUAUUCGUAGGAAUGGAAAAAGUCUCGAUUUAAGUUUCAAACCAAAUCAGCCCAUUGAAAGAGCACUGGACAAGAUAGUUUCAGGUUACCAAGCUGUUUACAGUGGCCACGAUGAAGAUGCCGUACUUGGGAAAUGUAGUAGUUCAGUCGCUUAUUUUGAGAAAGUUGAGAAGGAAGUUGGUGACAGUAACUCAGGUCAAUUAGCUGGAUCUGCACUUAUGGAGGACGUGCAGGGCCAGUAUGCUGCUCUGCGGGAUAGCAUGAAGCAAUUGGUGGCCAUCGAAUCAUCCAGAGCAAGUCUCGUGUCUCAUCUUAGAGAGGCACUGCAAGAGCAGGAAACAAAGCUUGAAAACGUUCGGCAUCAACUUCAGGUAGCACGAUCCCUAUCAGACAAUGCUGAGAAGUUAAAUCAGCAGCUGCUCCAUUCUUCGAGCAACUCACAAUUAGUCUCCGAGCAGAACUCAAAAGAAGCCAGUAGUAACUCUGUUGCAGCAUCCCAAACCUUUGCCUCUGGAGACAGAGAACAAAGUGCUCCAUCAAUGUACACCACAAUGCCGUCCAACCCCACCCCAGAGGACCCUAGAAAAUCAGCUGCAGCUGCCAUGGCUGCGAAACUAACUGCUUCAACAUCCUCGGCUCAAAUGCUGUCAUACGUUCUCUCCUCCUUGGCAUCUGAGGGCGUAAUUGGCACACAGCCUGAGAAGAGAGCUAGGCUUGAUAACAACGAGCCUUACAUACCAGCGUCGCAGAAUCCGCAACAGCCUCCUUACCAGCCUGCUGCUGACAUCACCACCACUGCUCAGCAGUCAGUGCCCCCAAACAAUCCUCCACUGCCUUCGUCCCCACCGCCGAUGACGCCACUCCCACCGCCAACUUACUCGAUGCCGCCACCUCCCUACAUACCGAUCAACGGUGGAGGCCCUUAUGGUUAUGGACAGCCGCCGCCCCCUUCUCUACCAGGGUUUCCACCAGUUGGUGGUGGUGCUCCGAUGACUGGGAUGCCACCACCACCAUUUGGAAUGCUGCCACCGAAUUCGUACCAGUAUCAGGGGUCUGAAGGGAAUCGAUACGGGCAACAGCAGUCGUCAAUCCCCAUGGGGCCUGUUUCAAGGCAGUAG